UGCACCGGGCCUACUCGGAGCUCAUGGUGUUGACGGACCUAUUGCCAAGAAAAUCUGAUGUGGAAAGGAAAAUAGAAAUAGUGCAGUUUGCUAGCCGGACACGCCAACUCUUCGUUCGAUUAUUAGCUUUAGUAAAAUGGGCUAAUAAUGCUGGCAAAGUGGAAAAAUGUGCGAUGAUCUCCAGCUUUUUAGAUCAGCAAGCUAUCCUGUUUGUGGACACCGCUGACCGCCUGGCCUCAUUAGCUAGAGAUGCUCUGGUCCAUGCACGCCUGCCUAGUUUUGCCAUCCCAUAUGCCAUUGAUGUACUAACUACUGGAUCUUACCCACGGCUGCCAACCUGCAUUAGGGAUAAAAUUAUUCCUCCAGACCCAAUUACCAAAAUUGAAAAACAAGCCACACUUCAUCAGCUGAAUCAGAUUCUUAGACAUCGGCUUGUAACCACAGAUCUUCCUCCUCAGUUAGCAAAUCUUACAGUUGCAAAUGGCCGAGUGAAGUUUCGUGUUGAAGGAGAGUUCGAAGCCACCUUGACCGUGAUGGGAGAUGACCCUGAUGUUCCAUGGCGUCUUCUCAAGCUAGAAAUUCUAGUUGAAGAUAAGGAAACAGGAGAUGGGCGAGCUUUGGUUCAUAGUAUGCAGAUCAACUUUAUCCAUCAGCUGGUGCAGUCUAGGCUGUUUGCUGAUGAGAAACCUCUUCAGGACAUGUACAACUGCCUACAUUCUUUCUGCUUAUCACUUCAGUUAGAAGUGUUACAUUCCCAAACUCUAAUGUUAAUCCGAGAGCGGUGGGGUGACCUUGUGCAGGUGGAAAGGUAUCAUGCUGGAAAGUGCCUCUCCCUCUCAGUUUGGAAUCAACAGGUUCUUGGGAGAAAGACUGGGACAGCCUCUGUUCACAAAGUUACAAUUAAAAUCGAUGAGAAUGAUGUCUCCAAGCCUUUACAGAUUUUUCAUGAUCCUCCUUUGCCAGCUUCUGAUUCCAAAUUAGUAGAAAGAGCCAUGAAGAUUGAUCACUUAUCAAUAGAAAAACUCCUGAUUGACAGUGUCCAUGCAAGAGCUCAUCAGAAGCUCCAAGAACUGAAGGCCAUUCUUAGAGGCUUCAAUGCUAAUGAAAACUCUUCCAUAGAGACUGCACUUCCGGCUCUUGUUGUUCCCAUCUUGGAGCCCUGUGGUAAUUCGGAGUGUCUGCACAUUUUUGUAGAUUUGCAUUCUGGAAUGUUCCAAUUGAUGCUUUACGGACUUGACCAAGCCACUCUAGAGGACAUGGAGAAGUCUGUGAAUGAUGAUAUGAAACGAAUCAUACCUUGGAUUCAGCAACUUAAGUUUUGGCUUGGACAACAGCGUUGCAAACAAUCUAUAAAACAUCUGCCUACAAUAAGCACUGAAACAUUGCAACUUUCCAAUUACGCAACUCAUCCUGUUGGAAAGCUUUCUAAGCAUAAACUGUUCAUUAAACUUACCCGCCUUCCACAGUACUACAUUGUUGUGGAGAUGUUGGAGGUUCCCAAUAAACCCACACAGCUGUCCUACAGGUACUACUUUAUGUCUGUGAGCACUGCAGAUCGUGAAGACAGCCCUGUCGCAGCACUGCUGCUGCAGCAGUUUAAGGAUAACAUCCAGGACUUGGUUUUUCGUGUAAAAACUGGGAAACAGACCCAAACUGGUACCAAGCGCAAGUUGUCUGAUGAUCCAUGUCCAGUAGAAUCCAAGAAAACCAAACGACCAGAAGUGUGUGCCUUCAAUAAAAUUCUAGCUCACUUUGUCGCAAUGUGUGAUACAAAUAUGCCAUUUGUAGGACUUCGGUUGGAGUUGUCCAAUCUAGAGAUUCCACAUCAAGGAGUGCAAGUGGAAGGUGAUGGCUUCAGCCAUGCAAUUCGCUUAUUAAAAAUUCCUCCCUGUAAGGGUGUGAAUGAGGAAACCCAAAAGGCUCUGGACCGCUCUCUUCUCGAUUGCACUUUCCGAUUACAAGGUAGAAAUAACCGCACAUGGGUGGCAGAGUUAGUGUUUGCAAAUUGUCCACUUAAUGGCACUUCUACCAGGGAGCAAGGACCAUCCCGGCAUGUUUACCUGACAUAUGAAAAUCUGUUGUCUGAGCCUGUUGGUGGUAGAAAAGUGGUUGAAAUGUUUCUUAAUGACUGGAAUAGCAUUGCACGUUUAUAUGAGUGUGUGUUGGAAUUUGCACGUUCUCUACCAGACAUACCUGCUCAUCUAAAUAUUUUCUCAGAAGUCCGUGUUUAUAAUUACCGAAAACUUAUCCUGUGUUAUGGAACCACCAAGGGAAGCUCAAUUAGUAUCCAGUGGAAUUCGAUCCAUCAGAAAUUUCACAUUUCUUUGGGAACUGUUGGUCCAAACUCAGGUUGCAGUAACUGCCACAAUACCAUUCUCCAUCAGCUUCAAGAAAUGUUCAACAAAACACCAAAUGUGGUUCAAUUAUUACAGGUACUGUUUGAUACUCAGGCUCCAUUAAAUGCCAUCAACAAACUCCCCACUGUGCCAAUGUUGGGUCUGACCCAGAGAACCAAUACUGCCUACCAGUGCUUCUCCAUUCUGCCUCAGUCGUCCACCCACAUCAGACUGGCCUUCAGGAACAUGUAUUGCAUUGAUAUAUACUGCCGGAGUCGAGGUGUUGUGGCAAUACGGGAUGGUGCCUAUAGUCUUUUUGAUAACAGCAAAUUAGUUGAAGGUUUUUAUCCUGCACCAGGACUAAAGACAUUCCUGAAUAUGUUUGUUGAUAGCAAUCAGGAUGCUCGAAGGAGGUCUGUAAAUGAGGAUGAUAAUCCUCCUUCUCCUAUAGGAGGAGAUAUGAUGGAUUCGUUAAUAUCACAACUCCAGCCACCACCCCAGCAACAGCCAUUUCCUAAGCAGCCAGGAACAUCAGGCGCUUAUCCUCUUACUUCACCCCCUACAUCUUAUCACAGCACAGUUAAUCAGUCUCCCUCUAUGAUGCACACACAGUCUCCAGGAAAUCUGCAUGCUGCCAGCUCCCCCAGUGGGGCCUUGAGAGCCCCAUCACCAGCGUCAUUUGUUCCAACUCCUCCCCCAUCCUCGCAUGGAAUCUCAAUAGGACCAGGGACCAGUUUUGCUAGUCCACAUGGAACUCUUGACCCUAGUUCCCCGUACACUAUGGUGUCACCAAGUGGACGAGCAGGGAACUGGCCAGGGUCUCCGCAGGUGUCUGGCCCCUCACCCGCCACACGCAUGCCUGGAAUGUCACCAGCCAAUCCAUCACUACAUUCUCCAGUUCCAGAUGCUUCUCAUUCCCCUCGAGCCGGAACAAGUUCUCAAACAAUGCCAACAAACAUGCCUCCUCCUCGUAAACUACCUCAGCGCUCUUGGGCGGCAUCCAUACCUACCAUCCUCACUCACAGUGCCUUGAACAUUUUACUGCUGCCCUCUCCAACACCAGGCCUUGUGCCUGGCCUGGCAGGUAGUUACCUUUGUUCUCCACUUGAGAGAUUCCUUGGAUCUGUCAUCAUGAGACGACAUCUUCAAAGAAUUAUUCAACAAGAAACGCUGCAGCUGAUAAAUUCCAAUGAACCCGGAGUGAUCAUGUUUAAGACUGAUGCACUGAAAUGCAGAGUAGCCCUUAGUCCCAAAACCAACCAAACACUUCAGCUAAAAGUGACACCUGAAAAUGCAGGACAGUGGAAACCUGAUGAACUUCAAGUUUUGGAGAAAUUCUUUGAAACGAGAGUUGCAGGACCACCAUUUAAAGCUAAUACGUUAAUAGCCUUCACCAAGCUGUUAGGAGCUCCUACACACAUCCUCAGGGACUGUGUGCACAUUAUGAAGCUGGAGCUGUUCCCUGACCAGGCAACACAGCUGAAAUGGAACGUUCAGUUUUGCCUGACGAUCCCUCCCAGCGCACCACCGAUUGCACCUCCUGGGACACCUGCUGUGGUGCUGAAAUCUAAAAUGUUAUUUUUUCUUCAACUAACGCAGAAAACAUCGGUCCCUCCCCAAGAACCUGUUAGUAUUAUAGUUCCAAUCAUUUAUGACAUGGCUUCAGGUACCACCCAGCAGGCAGACAUUCCCAGACAGCAGAACUCUUCAGUUGCUGCUCCCAUGAUGGUCAGCAACAUUCUGAAGAGAUUUGCAGAGAUGAAUCCACCACGACAAGGUGAAUGCACAAUAUUUGCAGCUGUUCGUGAUUUAAUGGCUAAUCUUACACUGCCCCCUGGUGGGCGUCCAUAAACACUAUUGUUUUUAAACCAGGAAGGCUGACAAAUGAGACAAAAACAACAAAAAAAAAAAACUGAAUUCAGCCUUCAGUUUAAAAAGAAAAAGGACUUUUUUUUUGACUUUAAGAGCUAACUAUUCUAAACUGGCAAAGCUUCAGGGUGCACUUCUUUCAUCAAAAAGACCAUCAAUCUUUUGUAUAGUGAACUUGUAUAGUGUGUUUAAAUGGGACACAUUUCAAACUAGGUAAUACAUCAGUGUCCACUUGCCAGUAAUAGAUUUAAUAUUCUGUUUUAUACUAUAAAGUUAUAAAAAUGCCAAACUUGUUUAUUUAAUUGUUUUCUUAUGUUUUGGGUGUAAUAGUCUUUUUUUUGGCUUUUGUUUUGUUUUUUAAGGCAGGUCUGUCAUUUUUGAAUACUGUAAAACUGUGAUAAACUUUAUAUUGAAGCUGUAUUUUAAUAUGACCGCUUUGAAUCCUUACAUGAAAAUGUUCUGGGAGUUGUUAUAAACACAUCCCAAAGAAGCAAUAUUUAAUAAAACUAGGUUAAAAAAACCAGUGACACUCACUUGUGUGUGUAUAAGCUCUAUAGACUUCUUAGGGUCUUACUUUCAUCUUUGAGCCAGUAAUUAAUUUCUAAUAAUACACGUCUGAAAUUUGACCAGAAACAUCUUCUUGAUUUCAAGGUUAAUUUAUUUUCUUCAGACAUCCUUAACUUGACUCUUUCAGUGUAGGAUCCAGGCAAAAAAGAAAGAACCUAGUCUUUGAGAAGAGACAAUAAGUGGUUCAUAUUAAUCACAGAUCCCAGAUAAUGCAAUCAUUCUCAUCUUUUGAGGAUGUGGGAACUUUUCUUUUAGGCAGAUUUCAUUUACAGGAUGCUUCUGCAUACAGCAUUAAUUAGGAAACAAAGCACUUUAAUGCUCUAACCUUGCAUGAAGUUUUUGUGAGGUCUCUUUAUCUUCCUUAACUUCUCCUUGCCUUCCCCACCAAAACUGGAGUUGUUCUAAACAGUCUCAGUUUAAUUCAUUGUCAACAAAAUGAUAGAAUAUUUUACUUGGAAGAAACCUAGUUCAGUCCCUUCACUUUGAAGAAUCCAAGAUGCAGGGCCUGUUCAGGGUCAAAUGAAGUGUUUGGUACUGACACAUCUUAGCAGGGUUUCUUUUUGCAGCACUGUGCUGUCGCAGUCAGGACUUUUUUAAGCUUCAAAGAAUAUGAUCUGAUGCAAAGGUCUUCUAAUGACUUACUGUUGUUUGGGAAGAUGUUUAAAAUGAUGAUACCAUGCCGAGUUAUGAUACUCAUUCUCCAUUAAACUAGAUGCUUUGUCUGAUUCCACUAUCAGCUACCAAAUUCUAGUUUCAAACAUCUCACUGCAACUAUAUCGUAUCUGUUCUCUUGCUUGAUUCUCCACUUGUUUCCAGAGUUGAGGCCUUCUUUGCUUUUCUUCUUUUGUCUUAUUUCUGCCUUCAUCUGCUUCUCACCCAACUCUGCCACUAUUCGGGAGCAGGUGACUCAAGUUUCACCCUUCCUUUGACUUACCUUUUUGUUCUUCUGUUUUCAGUUCUUACAGUGGUCAUCACAUCAGUUUGGCAAGCUAAGAUGUCUUUAUCAAGGAUCAGCCCUUUUCUAUUUGGAGCUGAAUCCUUUCUUUCAUGUAGAAAUCUACAUGUAUAUACAAGAAAUGUAUUUUUCUCUGCAGGAUUAUAUUGUUUCAAAUAAUUUUAUUAAUAGAGUUAACUUUUUAGGUGUUUCCCUUUUAAGUGUGGUUUUGAAAUGUUAAUUGCAUUUUUACACAUGAUGCAUUCAAUGGACUUUUUUUUCCUAAUUAUGACUCAUCUCUGAAUGCACUGUGCAAAUCAAACGUAAGAUAGGAUUCAGUGAACAAUUUGCUUAUUACGAGUAAACCCAUGAAUUUGAAUUUUGAUAUGCUUGGUACUUGGAAUUGGUAUAUACCUUAUUAAAGCUUGAAAACAUUUAGCAUUUGAAUUGCAAGUUUCAUCACAAA
Messenger RNA from Carlito syrichta (Philippine tarsier), 6172 nucleotides. RefSeq names its product mediator complex subunit 14 (gene MED14). The record is from RefSeq and is a predicted model, not a curated record. Bases 24 to 4187 code for a protein of 1387 amino acids. Gene Ontology annotation, molecular function: transcription coregulator activity. Gene Ontology annotation, biological process: regulation of transcription by RNA polymerase II. The transcript has 31 exons. NCBI's taxonomy places the organism in Eukaryota, Metazoa, Chordata, Mammalia, Primates, Tarsiidae. Gene Ontology annotation, cellular component: core mediator complex; mediator complex.